GCAAUGAAUUAUUCUUAUUAUCAUCACCAACAUUGCUCGUCUCCAUCCUCUUAAUUCCUUGCUUUCAUCGUUUUCAAACUCUUUAUACCAAGUCAAAAUCCCAAAAGCAAUCUGGAAAUGUAAUUCACACGAAAUUGAAUCCCACAAGCACAUACAUGCCUAUGAAUCCAGUGACCUCACAGGAGCUUAAACCUUCGCAUUGGAAUCCAUGGGUGAUCACUUCGGUUGCUACGAUCUGCAUUGUCAUCAUGUUAUUUGCUUACUUGAGGAUUAUAAAGACUUUUUGCAACAAUAUCUCAAGAAACCAAGAUGGAAGGAGGCUUUUGAAUGUGUCGAACCCCGAUGAUCCAUCCCUACAAUUUCAUAGCCAUGGACUCGAUUUUUCCUUCGUUCAUUCCCUUCCAAUCACCCAGUUCAAGAAAGAUAAUCAAGGAAAGUCAGAAAUGGCUCAAAGCAAUAUGGAUUGCGCUGUGUGUUUGGGAGAGUUUGAAGAAGGAGAGUGGCUGAGACAUCUAACAAAUUGCAAGCAUGUUUUUCACAUUUCUUGCAUUGACACUUGGUGUCUGACCAAUUCCAAUUGUCCAAUUUGCAGAUCAGAGGUUUAUGGUCUUGGUUUGGACCAUGAAUAUUCUGCUUCUAUGUACACAUUGUUAGAGACUUUGACGAGGGAAGAUUUCUUUCGAGAAAGGGCAGAACAUUACCAGUUUCUUCGAUCAACUAUUUUACAGAACUCUGUAUCUUCUAUUGAUCCAAGACAUGCUAAUUGACUUGGUUUCUUUUUGUUGUUUCGUGGGAAAGGAAAAGUCAAGAGAAAGUUCUAAUCUGCCAUGUCCUAUAUAAAUCAUACCGAGGUAUUUUUCUAAACCGCUAAGAUGUUUUCUGCGAUUGAAAGCUUGAGCCCCAAGAAACACGAAUAGGGUUAGGAGCUAUAUGAUGACUGAGUCAAGAACAAAAUGUUGGGGACCCUCAUUUCCAUGAACUUCAAGCUAGCAAGCUAAUUUCAAUUGAGUGAUAAUUAUUAACUGAAUUCAAGUA
Ziziphus jujuba (common jujube) is the source of this 1035-nucleotide messenger RNA. Its product is annotated as putative RING-H2 finger protein ATL53. NCBI's taxonomy places the organism in Eukaryota, Viridiplantae, Streptophyta, Magnoliopsida, Rosales, Rhamnaceae. Gene Ontology annotation, biological process: protein ubiquitination. Gene Ontology annotation, molecular function: transferase activity. The record is from RefSeq and is a predicted model, not a curated record. The transcript has a single exon. The coding region runs from base 156 to 767 and encodes 203 amino acids.